UGUGAAGUUACCAGGGAAGGCUACCUGGACGCACUUUCACUGCCUUGCAGAGGUUAACAAACGCCGCUUUCACUAUGAAGAGGCCUUGCGAGGACACUACCUCUGACAGCGACAUGGAUGAAACUAUAGAUGUCGGGAGCGAAAAUAACUAUUCAGGACAAAGCAGCGGUUCUCUCAUCAGAUCCAGCUCCCCAACAACAACAUCCCAAGUUAUGGCAAGAAAAAAAAGAAGAGGGAUAAUCGAAAAGAGACGGAGGGAUCGCAUCAAUAACAGUUUAUCAGAACUGCGGCGACUUGUCCCCACUGCGUUUGAAAAACAGGGAUCUGCCAAACUAGAAAAAGCUGAAAUAUUGCAGAUGACAGUUGAUCAUCUUAAAAUGCUUCAGGCAACUGGUGGUAAAGGGUUUUUCGACGCGCACUCUCUGGCCAUGGACUUCAUGAGCAUCGGUUUCCGCGAGUGUCUGACGGAAGUGGCCCGGUACCUGAGCUCCGUGGAGGGGCUGGACACCAGCGACCCCCUGCGCGUGCGCCUCGUCUCCCACCUGAGCACGUGCGCCUCCCAGAGGGAGGCAGCUGCCAUGACGUCCUCCAUGGCGCACCACCACCAGGCCCUGCACCCCCACCAGUGGGCCACCGCCUUCCACCCGCUCCCCGCCGCCUUCCUCCAGCAGAACGGACUUCCUUCCUCGGAGGGCGCUGCCAGCAGACUGUCCGAGGGGCCCCCGCGCAGCUCGGCGCUCCUGACCGCCACCUUCUCUCAUAGUGACUCCACUCUCAGGGCGCCCUCUACUGGCAGCGUCGCGCCCUGCGUUCCGCCACUCUCCACCUCGCUGCUGUCGCUCUCCGCCACGGUGCAUGCCGCCGCUGCAGCAGCCGCCGCCCAGACAUUCCCUCUCUCCUUCCCCGGAGGAUUUCCCAUCUUCACCCCGAGCGUCACCGCCGCGACCGUGGCUGUUUCGGCGGUCAGCCCCACGUUAUCGACCGCAUCGGGAUCCCCACAGACCAACGGCGGCAGCAGCAGCAGCAGCAGCAGCAGCAGCAAGCCGUACCGACCCUGGGGGACUGAGGUGGGAGCGUUUUGAGCCUUUCAGCUCCAAACUCCCCUUAUGGCUGAAGGUCUUCCACACCUUGUAGAUAAAACUGUCCUUGUUGCAGGAGGCCUUUCACACCUUGUAGAUAAAACUCUCCUUGUGGUUGGAGGUCUUCCACAUCUUGUAGAUAAAAAAAAAAUCCUUUUGGGAUCUUCCGUUGGAAGUUCUUCACAGCACCCUUGGACUGCACACACCAGCUUGCAUCUCGUGUCUCAGCUACACGCAGAAUUGAAGCACCUGCAUUCUAAAACGUCUUGGGAAUGGAAGACAGUGGAUUGUGUUUACAUAUGUCACACAAACUGGACAAACCUUACUGAAAUUUAACUUUUUUAAAGUUUGAGGAAUGGAGCAGCACUCAUUUCGGAUCUUUUUACAUGAUUUCCUUCUUCUUUGUAAUAAUGUACAGUAGGCUGUUCAGACCUUGCUAUGGCACAGUCUAUGGUAGCCUAAGUCCAUGGUAUCUUUCUGUAUGUAAAUGGAUGCAGCAGGAUGUAUGAUUGGUCAGAUGUGUGUGAGACAGUGAAACUAUCUGUGAUGACUCCCUUUGGUAUACAAUCCUGUCAGGAGUCUAUCCUGAACUGGUGGAAAUAUCAAUUGAUAAUAUCAAUUAUCAACAUAAAAAACAUAAAAUAAUCCAGGAUAACAGGGAUGAAUAGCAUAUUGUACAUUGCACAUUGUAUCAGAAGAAUUUAAGCACCAACCUGUCUGUCAUCCACUUCUAGACCAGACAG
Messenger RNA from Megalops cyprinoides (Indo-Pacific tarpon), 1822 nucleotides. It is a transcript of the gene hey2, whose product is annotated as hes-related family bHLH transcription factor with YRPW motif 2. Gene Ontology annotation, biological process: regulation of transcription by RNA polymerase II; circulatory system development; Notch signaling pathway. Gene Ontology annotation, cellular component: nucleus. Gene Ontology annotation, molecular function: RNA polymerase II cis-regulatory region sequence-specific DNA binding; protein dimerization activity; DNA-binding transcription factor activity, RNA polymerase II-specific. The transcript has 5 exons. NCBI's taxonomy places the organism in Eukaryota, Metazoa, Chordata, Actinopteri, Elopiformes, Megalopidae. Bases 75 to 1082 code for a protein of 335 amino acids. The record is from RefSeq and is a predicted model, not a curated record.